This is a messenger RNA of Darwinula stevensoni, 3861 nucleotides long. The record is from the annotation of a GenBank genome assembly. Lineage: Eukaryota; Metazoa; Arthropoda; Ostracoda; Podocopida; Darwinulidae.
AUGAAAGCCACAAGAGACAACCAGCUUGGAAUGAAUCUCGUGAAGGCUCUGCUGCCGAGGGGUCCGCAUCUGGCUCGUCGGAUGAGCACGAACCCGAGUAUGACCAUGGAGGAGAUGCUGAAGAGGAUCGGGAGCUACCUCGUGCCGCACUCGGACAAGGCCAUGCUGGAUCCGACGCAGAUCCCCGGAACGCAGGCAGAGCUCCCGGAGCGAAGGAUGCAGGACUCUUUCUGUGAGGUGGUCCUCCCGCUUGGCUCGAACAAGGACCUCCAUCCCCGGUAUCUGACCAAGGCGGGAGGGGUGCGCAUCGGUCGACUCCUAGAGGACAUGGACGUCUUUGCCGCAUGGGUCACCCUCCACCACCUCCUCAACCCAAAGGAGGACGAGUCUCAGCCCCUUCCGUACACCAUCGUCACUGCUUUGGUGGACGAAAUCAGCUUCAUCAAAGGGAAGGUUUCCCCAGACAAGGAUCUGAGACUGAGUGGGCACGUGAGCUGGGUCGGCAAGUCUUCCGUCGAGGUGAGCCUUGCUUUGCACCAGUGGGGGCCGGAGGGGCAACCAUGGAACUUGAUCACCCAUGCGCUAUUCGUGAUGGUGCUGCGUGAUGCCAUACGAGACCGGGGUGUUCCUGCAAACCCACUCAAACUUGGAAGUGAAAGCGAAAUUCUACUGUACAAACGAGGCGAGGCCAAUGCCUUGAGGCGCAAGAACACCAGAGAAGAAUCUCUGCUUAGGAAGCCUCCAAACGAGCAGGAGCGCAUCAUCAUUCAUGACCUUUUCCUUUCCACACUCGAUCCAUUGAGGCACACCUUCCAGUCGCGUGUUAAACCUCCAGGGCACAUGUGGAUGGAGGAUGCCAAGCUGAAGAACGUCAUCAUCUGUCACGCAGAGUUCCGCAACCGCUUUGGCAAGAUCUUUGGCGGGUUCAUCAUGCGCCAGGCGUUCGAACUGGCAUGGGCCAACGCAUAUGUUGUCAGCCGACAGGCGCCCACGAUUGAGUUCAUAGAUGACAUUUGGUUUCGUCGCCCAGUGGAGGUUGGAUCCCUGUUGUACAUGGCAUCCCAAGUCGUAUUCACCGAAGGGUGUCACCUGCAGGUGCGGGUGAGUGCGGAAGUGAUGAAUCCAGUCGAUGGUCAAAAGGAGGAGACGAACGUGUUCCAUUUCACUUUUGUCGUACCAAAGGAGGUGGACAGAAUGCUCCCAAAGGCGUAUCAUGAGUCCAUGCUCUAUCUGGAGGGUCGGCGGCAAUUUGUUGCACGUUGUGAGAUGUGGGCCUUUUUGGGCCUUCCAGCCGUGAGUGGCUUCACAGGAGCCCUCUUCGGCCUCCUCGUGCUGUUUGUGGUCUGGAUGUUCCUCAACUCCGACAAAUCGGUCGGCAAAAGUGCCAGUGAGUCAUUUGUGAAAGCAGAGCCUCCCACAGAAGAAGCAGAGCCUCCCACAGGACUAGCAGAUGCUCCCAUGAGAAAAGUAGAUGCUCCCACAGAAAAAGUAGAGGCUCCCCCAGGACAAGAACCAGGCAAGGCAAAGGUGAAGAAGGCCAAGAAAUCUUGCUGCUCGGAUGGAGGCACUUGCUGCAGCAAGAAGGAUGAGAACCUGCUGAAGGUCCUCCCCAGCAUCCAGCGAGUGCUGCUGCUGUAUGGGUCUCAGACAGGCACUGCUCAGAGAUUCGCUGAGGAGCUGUACGAGUACCUGGGGAGCUUGGGUCUCGACGUCCAGAUCCAUGGCAUGAAGGGGUUCGACCCGGAGGAUCGACUCGUCGACGAGGUGCGGAUCCUCGUUUCACGAUGCGGAUCUCAUGCGAGUUCGAUCGCUGAUGGUCUUCUCGAGGGGACGGCGUUCCUGUUCCUCCUGUCGACCCACACGGACGGGGGCCCUCCGGAGUCAGCGGCGUGGUUCCACCGGUGGGUGCUGGAUGCGGCCGAGGACUUCCGGGUGGAUCACACCCUCCUGCAGGGGAUGGCGUAUGCCGCGUUUGGCCUCGGGAACUCGGCCUAUGGACCCGACUUCAAUAAGGCGAGGAUUCUUCGUUGGGAGGGCUUUGGCUGUGGUUUUUGUUUUUUGGCAUCGAAGGAGCUGGAUGCUGCUCUGGUGAAGCUGGGAGCCAAGUACUUCAUACCCCUGACACUGGGAGACGAGGACGGGGCGGCCAGCGCAAAUGGAGGCUUGGACAAGGACUUCGCAGAGUGGAAGAAGCGGGUCCAGGCCGCGCUGUUUGGCAGCGACGAGGCUGGGAAGCCGAGGAAGAAGAAGGACUCGGGGCACCAGUGCGGCUGCGGGAGCAAAGACGGCAAGGGGGGCGGCGACGGCCACCAGAGUGGGAGCUGCUCGUCAGAGUGUUCGUCGGACGAGGACGAAGGGAAGGAUGAGAAGGGAGGAGGGGAGAAGGUGAUGGACAUGGAGGACCUGGGCUCUUACAUGUCGCAGCUUCUUAGCGCGAAGAAGGGGAAGCGGCCGACGCCGGAGGGUCGUGGGGAAAGCGGGGUGAAGGAGAUGAUCACCCCCGAUCUGAGGGAGGCUCUCACCAAGCAAGGCUACCGGCUGGUUGGCACCCACUCUGGGGUGAAGAUGUGUCGCUGGACCAAGUCGAUGCUGCGCGGUCGGGGUGGAUGCUACAAGCACGCAUUCUACGGGAUCGAGAGCCACCGGUGCAUGGAGGCCACGCCCAGCCUGGCCUGCGCCAACAAGUGUGUCUUCUGCUGGCGCCACCACUCGAACCCCGUCGGGACCGAGUGGCGAUGGAAGACUGACGACCCCGAGGACAUCCUCCGCGAUGCGCUGCAGCACCACUACGGCCUGAUCCGGCAGUUCAAAGGGGUGCCCGGUGUGAAGGCGGACCGGAUGGAGGAGGGGCUGGCGGCGAAGCACUGCGCGCUGUCCCUGGUCGGGGAGCCCAUCAUGUACCCGCACAUCGAUGCUUUCCUCCGGCUCCUGCAUCGGAGGCGGAUCUCGUCCUUCCUGGUGACCAAUGCGCAGUUCCCGCAGCCCAUGAGGCCCCGGACCGAGAAAGAUGAACUCACUUUGCUUCUCUCUGUUAAAAUGGAAUCCAGGGAGCUGUCACCGGUGACGCAGCUGUACGUGAGCGUGGACGCGGCGACGAAGGAGCGGCUGAAGGGCAUCGACCGACCCCUGUUCGGGGACUUCUGGGAGCGAUUCCUCGAGUGCCUGGAGGUCCUCAAGGACAAGGGUCAGAGGACGGUCUACCGACUCACCCUGGUCAAGGGCUGGAAUGAUGAGGAGGUCGAGGCCUAUGCCCAACUCGUCGAUCUCGGGUCUCCGGACUUCAUCGAGGUCAAGGGCGUGACGUACUGUGGGACGUCGAAGAACGCCACGGGGGGCCUGACGAUGGAACGCGUCCCCUGGCACGAAGAGGUGGUCCGGUUCGUCGAAGCCCUCCAGCGCCACCUGGACGAGGACUACGAUUUCGCCUGCGAGCAUGAGCACUCCAACUGUGUCCUCCUUGCACAUCGCAAGGUGGAGUUGCGUGGGAAAUUCCGAGUGAACGGGGAGUGGCAGACGUGGAUCGACUACGACAAGUUCCAGGACCUCGUGGAGGAGUACUACGAAUCCGGGGGUUUCAAGUCCUUCACCUCUCUCGAUUACACGGCCCGGACCCCUCCGUGGGCCCUGUACGCGUCGACGGAGAGGGGCUUCGACCCGCAGGAGACGCGCCACCGAGGAAAGGGCAAGGGCAAGGCCCAGAGGCCGAAGGAUGGAGGCUGCUGAAUCCGAUGGACGAUGGCAUCGCCCUCCUCGUGAUGUGUCGGCCGACGGUAGCGGCCGGGGACGCCUGCCUCGUGUAGUCUGUAGCGUUCCCUCCCCCCGACUUCAAUGUUUGGAGAUGGUGACCUCGAUAGUUGUGAG